Messenger RNA from Kogia breviceps (pygmy sperm whale), 1784 nucleotides. The record is from RefSeq and is a predicted model, not a curated record. NCBI's taxonomy places the organism in Eukaryota, Metazoa, Chordata, Mammalia, Artiodactyla, Physeteridae.
AAAUGUGCUCCGUCUGUGCAUUUGCGAACCCUUGAUUAUUUGCAGACCUCUGAUUAUUUCGUAGAGAAUGAUUUGCUUUCAGUCACAGGUGGAAGUGUUGUAUUUUGCAGAAAGUGCUGAAAUAACAGGAAUUCGUUCAGAGACCAUUUCUGUGCCACAAGAAAUAAAAGCAUUGCAGCUGUGGAAUGAGAUAGAAACGCGCCAUCCUGGAUUGGCUGACGUCAGAAAUCAGGUGAUAUUUGCUGUUCGUCAAGAAUAUGUCGAGCUUGGAGAUCAGCUCCUCCUGCUUCAAUCAGGAGACGAAAUUGCCAUUAUCCCCCCCAUUAGUGGAGGAUAGUGCUUUUGAGCCACCUGGGAAAGAUACAAAUGAAGUUGAAGAGGAAUCGAAAGAUAUAAUAAAAUUCACAUCUGAGCAACUUUCAGUAGAUGAAGUUUCACAGCUGGUGAUUUCUCCAUUCUGUGGUGCAAUAUCCCUAUUUGUAGGAACUACAAGGAAUAACUUCGAAGGGAAAAAAGUCAUUAGCUUAGAGUAUGAAGCAUAUCUACCAAUGGCAGAAAAUGAAGUCAGAAAAAUUUGUAGUGCCAUUAGGCAGAAAUGGCCAGUCAAACACGUAGCAGUGUUCCAUCGGCUUGGCUUAGUUCCAGUGUCAGAAGCAAGCAUUAUCAUUGCCGUGUCGUCAGCCCAUAGGACCGCAUCCCUUGAAGCUGUGAGCUAUGCCAUUGAUACUUUAAAAGCCAAGGUGCCCAUAUGGAAAAAGAUCAUCAAAGGCAAAAUAGGAAAGUUCUACCACCUGAGGUGGCAGGAAAAAAGAAGUGCCUCAAUUUCCAGGGAUCUGUUGGAUGAUCUACAUAUUCCAUGCUUUAGGGGCCGGAGUGAUGUUAGAGAAAUCUGCGGUCACUGGACACUUUGAAGCGUGGCUCCUUGGGGAUACACUGCUGCGUGUUUUCCAGGGGUCACUGAUCUGUGCUGCGAAGCUGCCUUAGUGUUUCAGCAGGUAGAGAACUCUGGUUCCCAGGCUUGGAAAUGGGUGUCACCUGCAGCCUGUACCUGCAUAGCUGUGCCUCAAUGUGUCUGUGCCCAUGAACCCACUUCCCUUCUUGAAGGUGAUCCUAUUAGCACCUGUGGUGUCUAUAUGGUAUUCAUCUCUCAAGACACAUGUCUCUCUGAACAAUUCAAGAUAACUGGUAUCAACUAGUACCAUUUUGCCUGGUGCUCUCAGGUUUACUUGCUUUGGGUGGGCAAGAAAAUGGAAUAACUCAUGUCCUUCUGGAUGACCUCUUUUGAAAAAUGCCUCAUUUUCUCCCAGUUGGAAGAAACCCCUAAUCUGCUAUGUCAGGAAUUUUCCACCCAGAAACUAAUUUUCCGUAACUGGAUUCAGUAUUUGUGUUUGGGGCUUCAACGUCCAGGAGUGGGGACAUUGCUUGAGAUCUCAUGUGGACAGUAGGACACAGGCGUGGAGAAGGAAGUGGCAACUCCUCGGGGCCCUGCGAGUUCUGCUUUGAGAGCUCGUCCGAGGGCCUGCGGGGGAGUUUCCCUUGGCAUGUGACAGAGGAUUAUUCCUUUGUCUUUCUGGUGUUGCUCUUAGUCAGUAAACCUAAAGAGUCCCUCAAGAUUCCCCUAGGGACCAGUUUGUCCCUGGACUCCUGUUCUAGUUGACAAGGAGGAAAUAUUUUAAUUCAAAUUCCCCAGUUAAGAAUGAGCAUACAGAGGACUUGUUCAGUCAUGAACCAAAUAUGUUAUGACCCGGAGUGAUGUCCAUGGUCACAGGCUGCCCGCUGUUUCA